Messenger RNA from Pestalotiopsis fici W106-1, 573 nucleotides. RefSeq names its product Inosine triphosphate pyrophosphatase. Bases 1 to 573 code for a protein of 190 amino acids. Gene Ontology annotation, molecular function: nucleoside triphosphate diphosphatase activity. Lineage: Eukaryota; Fungi; Ascomycota; Sordariomycetes; Amphisphaeriales; Sporocadaceae. Gene Ontology annotation, cellular component: cytoplasm. The record is from RefSeq and is a predicted model, not a curated record. The transcript has 2 exons. Gene Ontology annotation, biological process: nucleoside triphosphate catabolic process.
AUGGCGGCUCCUCGACAAAUCAGUCUAAUCACUGGCAACGCCAACAAGCUCGCAGAUGUCAAGGAAAUCUUGGAACCGAGAGGUUUCGUGGUCAGGAACCAAUCGUUGGACAUUCCCGAGUUACAAGGCACCAUUGAAGAAAUCACCAUUGCGAAAUGCAGAAGAGCGGCAGAGCUGGUAGGAGGACCAGUCUUGGUAGAUGACACGGCAUUGUGCUUUGAGGCCAUGAACGGAAUGCCGGGCCCGUACAUCAAGUACUUUCUCGAAGCUCUGGGGCCGGAAAAGCUGCAUCUCAUGCUGGCCGGCUUCGAAGACAAGAGAGCGCAGGCGGUAGCCACGCUCGGCUACUCGCAAGGACCAGGCCACGAGCCCGUCUUGUUCCAGGGGCGCGUCGAUGGCCGGAUCGUGGCGGCGCGCGGCACUCUGAGGUAUGGGUGGCAUGCUUGUUUCGAGUUUGAAAAGACGGGCCAAACCUUUGCCGAGAUGGAGGAUGCUGAGAAACACAAGAUAUCGCAUUUGGGAAAGGCAUUGGAUAAGCUGGCUCAAUAUUUGGAACAAGGUGCGCAGUCAUGA